GGACUGACUAACUGCCACUGACAUACCCAGUGACACCAAUACAGUGAUCAGUGCUAAUAAAAAUAUUUCAAACAGGGGCGGACUGACAACUCAUGGGGCCCCCGGCAAUAGGGGAUCAUGGGGCCCCUGUGUCCUUGCCCAAACUCAUAAAAGCCUAUGAAAAAGGUAUCAGGGGCAUCUCAUGGGGCCCCCUACUGACCCCGGCCCUCGGCAGUGCCCGAGUUUCCAAAUGGUCAGUCCACCCCUGAUUUCAAAUA
Staurois parvus is the source of this 257-nucleotide messenger RNA. The record is from the annotation of a GenBank genome assembly. NCBI's taxonomy places the organism in Eukaryota, Metazoa, Chordata, Amphibia, Anura, Ranidae.